AUGAUCGCCAGCACUCAGCAAAACAUGCCCUCUGACAUGAAUGGUGUGGCUUACCAUGGUCCUCCACGUAACUGGAGAGGCAUUGGGAUAGCUUUGAUGGUGAUCCUGAUGAUCAUUUCACUGGUCAUCCUGUCUGUCAUCAUGCUCACUCCUGAUGAUUCUCUUCUUCUCCAGCGCUCCUGUCUUACUCUGGAGGACCUGGACAAAGACAAUUUCAAAGUUCAUGACGCCCAUGUGACCUGGCUCAACGAUGAUGAGGUGGCCUUUCGCACCAGGGAAGGGCACAUCCUGAAACACAGCCUGAGUGAGAACCUCACCAUCGCUCUGCUGGGUGGCAGCAUCCUAAAUCUGAAUGACACAAAGUUUCAAGUGUCACCAGACCAGAAGUAUAUUCUGCUGGCGUACAACUUGCAUCUGGUGUUCUCAAAAUCAUUUUCAGCUUCCUAUGUAAUUUACAGUGUGGGGACAGGGGAAUUUCUUGAGCUAAACCCACACAGAGUGAAGCCAUCUGCUCUUCAAUAUGCCGCAUGGGGUCCCCAUGGAAAUCAUUUGAUCUACAUCUUUCAGAAUAACCUCUACUACCAGCCUGGUGUGUACAGUGGUCCUGUGCGUCUCAGCACUACAGGCAGUGGGUCUGUUAUCAACGGGCUGUCAGACUGGACAUAUGAGGAAGAGAUCCUCCAGACGUACCCUGCCUACUGGUGGUCUGGAGACGGGGUACGGCUGGCGUACCUGUCCAUCAACAACACACACACACCCUAUGUGGAGAUCCCUCGUUUUACUGGAGGGCCAUACCCCACAGGAGCCUACUAUCCAUACCCUAAGGCAGGAGAUAAUAUCCCUGCAGUUACUCUUUACGUGGUGAACGUCUUCAGCCCUGCUCACACUCUGAGGAUGACUGCUCCAGUCUCAUUCAAAAACAGAGGUCAUUACAUCUCCAUGGUGAAAUGGACCAGUGGGACCAGGCUGGCUGUGCGUUGGUUGAACCGGGUCCAGAACCAGUCUGUUCUCUCUGUGUGCGAGGCCACCACUGGUAUCUGCUCACAGGAGGCGCCCCUCUUCUCUAGAGACGGCUCCAUGUUCUAUGUCACUCUGCCUGCGGCACAAGGGGGUCAUGGAGAGUAUCGACACAUAGCUGUCCUCCCUACUCAGGUCAGAGUUGCGUUUCAGCCUUAUCUACCUUGCUUUAUCUUAUUUGGCCCAAGCCACUGGGAUGUGAUGUCACUCAGUGGCCUGGAUGAAGACGCAGAGAAAAUAUACUUCAUCAGCACAGAGGCAUCCAAACACAGCAGACACCUUUACAGACACUGUCUUACCUGCACACUCUCAGAGACCUGCCGCUUCUACAAGCCACAGUUCAACCCCAGCCUCACUCGCGUUAUCCUCCACUGCUUGGGGUACAAGGUUCUGGAAGACAACAAGCCUCUGUCUGAGGCCCUGAAGGGCAAACGGCUCCCCAUCACACACUACAGCACCAUUACAGCUGACCACUAUGAUAUGCAUCUAAAGCUGGGUCUACCACAGGGGUAUGAAGAAGGCCUACAUCCUCUCCUCAUCAUCGUGGAUGGAGCCCCUGACACUCAGGCAGUCACAGACCGUUUCUCUCUGGGCUGGCCCCAGGUCCUCUCCAGUAUCCACAGUGUAGCUCUGGCCUGGGUGGACGGCAAAAGUGGGGCGGCACACGGCCUGAGGUCACCUAACCUUGACCCCAGGAAACUCAGCUCCCAGAGAGUCAAAGACCUGCUGAGCGUAGUAGAAUAUCUGUCACUAACUACAAAAACAAUUUCAGAACAAUCUGAGAUUGUGGUUGUCGAAAUCCUCUUUCUUGUGCUUUUUGAGGUGGAAAGACCCCAAUGUAUUCUUUGCUACAGGUGGUUGUUGGAGUUGCCGUACAUUGAUAACAGAAGAAUUGCACUGUAUGGAAAGGCAUUUGGUGGACUUCUGACACUGAAGAUGAUGGCAGCAGCCAACAUAUUUAAAUGUGCUGCAGUGAUGGCUCCAAUCACAGACUUCAAAAUCUACAAUGCUGCUUUCUCUGAGAGACACUUGGGUCUUCCAACCACUCAGGAGAGCUUCUACAAGGAUGCCUCUUUGCUGGAUGAUGUGGUCAAUCUGAGGGACAAGAACUUCCUCCUUUUACAUGGAACCGCAGAUGCACAUGUCCACUUCCAGCACACUGCCGAGCUCAUAGACCGUCUGGUGUCAGCAAAGGCCAACUACUCUCUGCAGAUUUACCCUGACGAGGGCCACGUUUUGAGACGGAGCCACAGUGAUCAGCACUUCCGGCGCACCCUAACAAACUUUCUCCAGGACUGUCUGGCUCCUAUGCCCCCUCAAAAGUCUGAUGGACAGGAGGAUGACUGAGAGCUACCCUCCCAAACAUUUACAUCCAACAACAAAACACCAGAACACCAUACUUCCAUCCUUUUGACCUUGAGGACCUUGAGGAUUUUGCAUGAGGGAAAUGUGAAAAGGCAUGUAGUGUGAAGGGAAAGCAUGCUCUCAAAUGUCUCAUGUUGAGUAGAGUUUGCAUUUUUGUAUUUAAAUGGCUGACUAAACUCAACUCCAUGGUGAAGGAAGUUAAACUUCCUUGGAGUUUAGUCAUCUAGUAUUUAGCAUGACCCAUAUUGCAGAACCUGAUUAUUGCAAAGAUCCUUAAGAAUUUGUUCUUGUUUCCUAAGUGCAUUUGAGAUGGUAAUAAAUCAUUUGAUGUUAUCUGGUGGUGAUAGUUUGUUUAAAUCAAAUCGAAUAAAAUUUUAUUUGUCACAUGCUUCGUAAACAACAGGUGUAGACUAACAGUGAAA
Molecule: messenger RNA, 2804 nt
Organism: Oncorhynchus mykiss (rainbow trout)
Lineage: Eukaryota; Metazoa; Chordata; Actinopteri; Salmoniformes; Salmonidae
Source: RefSeq, a predicted model, not a curated record